CCCGGCCGGGCCGAGGCCACGAGCAUCCCGCCCGGGGCCGCCGCCGGACGCCUCCAUUGUGUGACCGCGACCAGGGCCGCUCGCGCAGCAGGGUCCUCAGACCGCUGUCCCCUCCAGCCACCGUGAGCCCUGCCGCCCCUCUGGAAGGUCUCGGGUUAGAUCCUGUCACUGCUUGGGGCGCACAGCUGGGCCGGGAGCAGGCCUGACAUCUCGGUUCUCUUCUUCAGACCUGCACGUCCAGGAGCCGCCGCCUUGGGAGGUCAGGGAGCCGUGCCUCAAGGUCAGCACAGGAGGCUGGGGUGCUGCCCACAAAGGAAUUCCCCGCCCGGAGCCCGAGGAGCCGCUUCCUGGACGCGUUCCAGCUGACGUGCAGGGGCCAGGAAGAUGUGCUGACUCCGGCGAGGCUGAGGGGCUCCUGACCGGCCAGCACGCUCGCCCUGGAGCGUGGGGGACACACUGUGCGGUCCUUUCCCUCGAAGGGAGCAUCCGGGACUUCCCCACGAGCGGAGCCCCCAGGGCUCGGCCACGCCAGGCUCUGCGCCUUGGCAGCCCUGGGAAUGUCGACAACUCAGGAUCUCCAAGGCAGUUUUCCUGAGUGAGUUGCAGAAGUGCGUGGAGGCGAAUGCCACUGUAGCACUGGGAGGGGCACUAUGCAGGGAGAGGCCUUCCACAGGAACGCAGGCAGGGAGACGCUCAGGCUGACCGCACGCCCACGCAGUGGAGCCAGCCCCAGAUAGGCGGCCGCCAUGGCCAAGUGAGAGACUGGCUGACAGCAGUCCCGCAGCCGGCGUGUCCGGACGUGUUCUCGAACUCGCGAUACCAAAUAGGAAAGAUGAUCUACAAGUGCCCCAUGUGCCGGGAGUUCUUCUCGGAGAGAGCCGAUCUCUUUAUGCAUCAGAAAAUCCACACGGCCGAGAAGCCCCACAAGUGCGACAAGUGUGACAAGGGUUUCUUCCACAUAUCGGAGCUGCACAGCCACGGGCGAGACCACACAGGAGAGAAGGUGUACAAGUGUGACGACUGCGGCAAGGACUUCAGCACCACCACCAAGCUGAACAGGCACAAGAAGAUCCACACCGUGGAGAAGCCCUACAAGUGCUACGAGUGCGGCAAGGCCUUCAACUGGAGCUCCCACCUCCAGAUCCACAUGCGAGUGCACACCGGGGAGAAGCCCUACGUCUGCAGUGAGUGCGGAAGGGGCUUCAGCAACAGCUCCAACCUGUGCAUGCACCAGAGGGUCCACACCGGGGAGAAGCCCUUCAAAUGCGAAGAGUGCGGCAAGGCCUUCAGGCACACGUCCAGCCUGUGCAUGCAUCAGAGGGUCCACACCGGGGAGAAGCCCUACAAGUGUUACGAGUGCGGCAAGGCCUUCAGCCAGAGCUCCAGCCUGUGCAUCCACCAGAGGGUCCACACGGGGGAGAAGCCCUAUAGAUGCUGUGGCUGCGGCAAGGCCUUCAGCCAGAGCUCCAGCCUGUGCAUCCACCAGAGGGUCCACACGGGGGAGAAGCCUUUCAAAUGUGAUGAGUGUGGCAAGGCCUUCAGCCAGAGCACGAGCCUGUGCAUCCACCAGAGGGUCCACACCAAGGAGCGGAACCAUCUCAAGAUAGCAGUUAUGUGAGGCGUGCUGAGAGUUAAAAAUCUUCAAACCCAUAAGUGCCACUAGGAAGGAGACCCUGUAAAUACCCACACUGUCCCGAGAAAUACCUGCGGCGGCCCUGGCGAGCGUCCCCCUGAGGAGGCCGUGUCGGGUUGCUUUCUGGUUCAUGCCAAGUUUGUUCCUGGACUUGGCUGUGACCGUGGAGUCCCUGUGAGGGUCUGCCCACGCGGGCAGCCGGGCCCUGCUCAGGGGUGUGUGUGGAGUCCAGCAGGAAUCCCCCACGUGCAGAUACCACAGGCUGUGGGCACCGCCCGGCCUCCCCAGCCGCCUUCCCUGCCCGAGCGGAAGGGUCCCGGGCUGUCUCCGCAGCUCCCAGGCCCGUCCUCCCCUUCACUCGAGCCUCCUGGUUACUGCCAUCGGGGACGGACCCCAGGGCCGUGCUCUGAUCGGCCCACGCAGCUUCCACGCGCCCCAGUGCUCCCGACCCUGUUGUCCGAGUGUCCUCAGAGUACCUGGAAAGACCCCUUCCUAGGUGGCGGGACCUCGCGGCUAGGUUUUAGGUGACUCCUGCCCGUGGCUGGCGGGCGCCCUGCACUCGGCUUCAGU
Molecule: messenger RNA, 2203 nt
Organism: Lepus europaeus (European hare)
Lineage: Eukaryota; Metazoa; Chordata; Mammalia; Lagomorpha; Leporidae
Gene: ZNF664
Product: zinc finger protein 664
Exons: 4
Coding region: 833-1618 (261 amino acids)
Biological process (GO): central nervous system development; regulation of transcription by RNA polymerase II
Cellular component (GO): nucleus
Molecular function (GO): DNA-binding transcription factor activity, RNA polymerase II-specific; RNA polymerase II cis-regulatory region sequence-specific DNA binding
Source: RefSeq, a predicted model, not a curated record